Molecule: messenger RNA, 812 nt
Organism: Lecanosticta acicola
Lineage: Eukaryota; Fungi; Ascomycota; Dothideomycetes; Mycosphaerellales; Mycosphaerellaceae
Source: the annotation of a GenBank genome assembly
AUGACCAUCCCUCCCUUCGAAACGACCUUCGCCGUCCCUCUCAGCUGUGAAUCCUGCAUCCGAGAUGUCUCUUCCAGCUUAUACAAACUCGACGGUACAUCCAACCAUAUUCAACCACAUCCAAACAAACACACCCUCUAAUAACACUUCCCCACCUGACUACAGGCAUCUCCAACAUCUCCGCCGACCUCAAAUCCCAACAGAUCUCCAUCACAGGCACCGUGCCCCCCUCGCAAAUCGUCUCCACCAUCCAAUCCACAGGCCGCGAUGCCAUCCUCCGCGGUUCCGGGAAAGCGGAAAGCGCUGCAGUCUGUAUCCUCGAGACGCAUGCUUCUUCCAUACAGGACUACGUCCGAGGUCUCAUUCGAAUGGUCCAGGUCGCUCCCAAUAUGACCAUCUGCGAUGUAACUCUCAAGGGUGUGAGUCCUGGGCUUUAUAACAUUUCGAUCCGGGAGAGUGGGAAUAUUUCUUCUGGACCGGAGUCGACGGGUGGGGUGUGGGAUCUGGUGACAGCGAAGGAAGAGAAGAGGACUGUGCCGAGGGGGGUGUUGGGCACUGUAGAGGUGGGGAAGAGUGGGUUGGGGUCUGUGUUUUUGGACAAGCCGAUUCAGAUUUGGGAGAUGAUUGGAAGGAGUAUGGUUGUUAGUAGACAGCCGGCGGAUGGAAAGUUCGAUAAAGAGGAUCCGGAUACGCUUGUGGGGGUCAUCGCGAGGAGCGCCGGGGUAUGGGAUAAUGAUAAGACGGUUUGCAGCUGUAGUGGGAAGACGGUCUGGGAGGAGAGAAAGGAGCAGGUUGGCAGAGGAAUGUUAUAG